Molecule: messenger RNA, 2637 nt
Organism: Schistosoma mattheei
Lineage: Eukaryota; Metazoa; Platyhelminthes; Trematoda; Strigeidida; Schistosomatidae
Source: the annotation of a GenBank genome assembly
AUGAUACAGAUUACUUAUCAACUAUUUGUUAUUUGGAUGAUAAAUAUAGUUGUUUGUCAGAAACUAUUACAUAUUGGUAUUAUCUAUGAUAGUGAAUUAGGUAUAACAGGAGAAGCUUUAAUCAACCGAUUAAGUGAAUUACAGGAAAAAAUGGAAUACUAUGCAGAUUUCCCAAUACGAAAUUAUUCAUUGGCAAGCCCGCCUAAAUUAAAAUUAACUAUAAGAGAAUUUACUUUUGGUUUAGUGUGUAAUUUUGUUGAAAAUGAUGUACAUGUGAUUAUAAGUUUAACAACAUGUACCCUUGCACAGUUAAUAGAAGCACAAGUUACACCAUACAGAAUACCACAUAUUGCUAUACCUAGACCAGCAUGUUCCAGAGAAACAAUUAAUUUAUCAGAUGUUAAAAUGUCAACAACGACAAUAUGGAUUCAACCAACACCUGAACAGACUGGUAGAGCGAUAUAUGAAAUGAGCGAAAUUGAACGUGCUUCACAAGCACUAUUACUAGUCGACAAACCGAACCUGGAGACAAAUAUAGCUCUUGAUUAUGUUUUACAAGCAGAAAUGAAUGAUGAAAAAUUUGUUCCAUACAUUUCAACUCAAAUGUUUCAAUUACUAAUCAAUCAAAUCCUAUGUAUCCCACAUCAAACACUUAUGAUACAAUUGAUUUCAUCAUCAUUUCUAUUAAGUCAUAUAUUUCAUAUUCAAGUUAGACCACUUGAUUUAAAUCAAUUGUAUAUGAUAUAUCAAGACAGAUUUACUUUUCGUAAUCUCUACUGGAUAUUACCAACCACAUUGACAAUUACACCAAAUGAAUUAAUUCGUGUAGCUACGACCAAUCAGUUUGAACAAGUUGCAACAGGAUUUUUUCGACAAUUUCCAAUUUUAAAUGAGGAAGACUGUUUAAAUCUGAAUAUUGGUGAGAAUAUGAGAUUAUUAAUGAGUGAAAUAUUUCAAUGUAAUACAAAUAAUAUAACUGAGCGUGAAUUGGAAGCUGUUUACAUGAUAUUAUUAUCGAGUCAAGCAACAAUUUUAAUGAAAAGUCUUUCAAUAGACUUUUGGGAUAUUCCAUCUAUUUCAGAUUGUGAUUCGCCUUCGUUUCAGCCCAGACCAUAUGGUCAAUUGUUUUAUCGUCUUCUUAUUAGUCUAGCAGAAUUACCAAAAUGGAAAAAUUUAUUAUUCUAUUCAUUGGAAACAGAUGUAGAAGGGAGGAGUAAAUUUUUAUUAACUGGAAAUUUCUCAGAAAAUGGUGAUAUUCAAUUAAGUGAAUAUGCAAAAUUUGUAGCAAAACAAGGUCUAUUAAGCGGUUUAUUUCCAAAUACAUUUCGUACAUUUCAAAAUAAAACCAUCAAUAUUUCAACAUCAUUUGAUCCACCAUACAUUGUACGUGGUCAAAUAACUAAAGACAAUGAAUUACUCAAUGCAGAGGGUUUAAUUAUAGAUAUAUUAAAUGAAUUUUCACUUCGACUUCAAUUUCGUUACCGACUUUUCCUCCCACCUGACGGAGAAUAUGGAGUGAAAAUUACAAAUACAACAUGGAAUGGUAUGAUUGGUGAAUUACUAGCUGGAAGAACUGAUAUUAUAGCUGCACCAUUAACAAUAAAUAAAGAAAGAUCACAAGAUCUUUUCUUUAUUGGACCAUUUAUGGAAGAUACUCUAGGGAUUUUAUUAAAUAUUCCCGAACAAAAUGAAGAAUUAUUUCAAAUGUUUCUACCGUUUCGUUAUGAUAUUUGGUUAUGUUUAAUUGGUUCAAUAUUUAUAGCAGCUUUCCUAAUAACAAUAUUUAGUAUAAUCAGUCCAUUCAGUGCAUGGAAUUUGGCUUUGCCAGGUGCUACUUCUGAUGAGGUUUCAAUAUACCACAGUGUUUGGUUCACAGUUGGUGGUAUGCUUAUGCAAGGACAAGAACUGCGUGCCAUCGCUUGCUCUGCAAGGACAGUAACACUUCUUUAUUGGCUUUUAGUUUUGGUGAUUCAAGCCACUUGGCAGGCUGAUUUGACAGCUUUUUUAACUAGGAAUACAAUACAAAUACCUGUAUCGUCGUUAGAAGAUCUUGCAACUUCAGGAUUAUCAUUGGGAGCUAUUAAAAACAGUGGUACAGUAAAAAUGAUACAGAGUGCAAAUUCCAAUGAAUAUUACUCAAUAGUAUAUGAAAAAAUUAUGAAAAAUCCAGUUAUCCUUAAAAACAUUAAUGAUAGUAUAGCGUACGUCCGCAACAGUACUAAAAAUGUUGUACUAGAUGACAGAAUACAAUUAAUGCAUAAUUUACCUGACAAUGAGGAAACUUUGACAGUUGUUGAUGAUAAGAAAGUUAUAGUACCAUUUGGAUUCGCUGUAAGGUUAGGUGAAGAAUACGCUCCACUGAUGCUUAAUUUUAUGUCAAUUCUUCGAGAAAGAGGAGUUAUUGAUCACUUACUUGAGAAAUGGAAUGUUGAAAAAAUAAAAAGUACCUCAAAUACAGCCACUUUCAAUUUAAUUACAUUGUACAAUAUAUCUGGUGCUUUUAUUGUACUUUCUGUAUUCGUUGUAACAAGCCUAAUUGUUUUAAUCAUCGAAAUAAAAUGGCAUAAAUAUUCAUUAAAGAAAGAGAAACUUCAUCCCAAAUCAAAAAUUCUUCUGAUGGUCAUCCAUCCUUAUUGA